GGCCGAGGCGGCGGCAUGAGCCAGAGCGAGGUGUCGCCGUGCGCGGCGCCGCCGCCGCCCCCCAGCCAGCGGGUGUUCCAGGAGGCGGUGCGGCGAGGCAACACCAAGGAGCUGCAGUCGCUGCUGCAGAACAUGACGAACUGCGAGUUCAACGUCAACUCCUUCGGGCCCGAGGGCCAGACGGCGCUGCACCAGUCCGUCAUCGACGGUAACCUCGAGCUCGUCAAGCUCCUGGUCAAGUUCGGCGCCGACAUCCGCCUGGCCAACCGCGACGGCUGGAGCGCCCUGCACAUCGCCGCCUUCGGGGGCCACCAGGACAUCGUCCUCUACCUGAUCACCAAGGCCAAAUACUCCGCCGGCGCACGGUGAUGCCGGGGCUGCCCCCGCUGCGCUCGCCCGCCACUGCCGGGACCGCCCGCCCGGUGAUGCCGGGUGUCCCCCGGCCCGCGCCGCCCCGGCCAUGCCGGCCACUCUCCCCGCUCCCCCGGCCGCCAGAGCUGCUCCCGCCCCCGCCCGGGGCGGGUUUGGCGAAGAUUUGGGGCCCCACGCAGAACACGCCACAUUUUUAAGUUUUUUGUUUGUUUGUUUGUUUGUUUGUUUUUAAUCUUCCAAGGGUUGUUUCCUACUGUAACGUGGGUUUUUUCCUCCAUCUACCUCGGCUGCACUCACAGUAUUCACGAUUUCAGUUUGACAUCUGGGCAGAUGCUUUAACACCCCCCGCCCCGUUCCCUCUCCGCUAAUAUUUAAUCCCCCCUCCCAGCCCUCCUUGUUCCCGACCCUCCCAUUUAAAGUGUUCUGGCUCAGAAACUAAUUCAUUUCAACGCCCCCCAAAGCCCCCCCGCAGACCCCCGCUGCUGCUGGGGCCCCCUCUCCGGUGCCAGCCCCGCGCCCGAUGCCCCGUCCAUGGGCCGCGGCUUCCUGGCGAGGAGGAGCAGGAAAGUCUUCUUCCUCUCCAAGGUUUUCCCAGUGUUUCCCACCGCUGACUUUUUUUUUUUGUCGAGGCGACUCCGUUGGAAUAUGACAGACGUGGUUUUCUCACCCCGAUUGCUCCUGGGUUUGGUUGAUUUUGCGUUGGGUUUUCUGCUUUGGUUCUUCAUUGGGUGUCUGAAGAAAGUCCGCAUCCUCGCCCACUCCAUGAAUCCGUUUAGCACACGUGAGAUCCCAGGAAAAGACACUGAGUCCUUGUGGUUUUGUGUGUAAAGGGGGAUUAGCAAAUCCUGGACUGUUUUUUUUCUUAAAAAAAAAAAAAAAAAAAAAAAAAAGUGAAAUAAACUCUAGAGGCAGAGGAUUUGCUUUUGCACAGAAAAGGGGCGCGAGCGCUCUCUGCUGCCUACAGAGAUGCUGGAAAACUACUGAAAAGAGUUUGGGAACUUUUAUUUUUUCUUUUGGUGAAACUUGGAUAACACUUCUCAAUGCAGAACGAUUCACUUGACGUACGUACACUCACCCGCCUUUUAUAGGAGAUAUAUAUCCCACCGUAUAUAUCUUUAUAAAGGAAAGGGAGAAAGCAGAGCGAGCCACCCGAAGGCGCAUUUUGAAGUGACUGCACGUAUAAUCGCAAAUGCUGCUUUUUUAUUGCUAUGGCACAAGAACAUCCAUUUGGAAAAUGCGGAAAAGUUCAGAAGUCUCCUUUCUCCUGCUGGUCUUUCAGCCCUCUUCUCGUCUGCACUAAAGCCAUCCGUGUCACUGCCAUCUCCCUGCUUUUUCCUCUCUUGCUCCCUGCAUCCAAACCAUUCUGAUUAAAAAAGAGAAAAGAAAAUAGUUACCUGCUGGUUUAUUGGGGUUGUGUCUUACCUAUUUAUCAUGUCUGUAUAUAUUUGUGGGUGAAGAUUGUGAGCCUGGUUUUGUUUGAAGCUGAUGGUGAGUGUUUCAAAAAUAUGGUUUGGGAUAUAUGCCCUUUUUUUGUUCAUUUUUUCUUUUCCUAGUCUUAAAACUAAAAAAAAAAAGAAAACAAAAAAAUAGAGUCUGCCCUGAUUAUUUCCCAUUGCACUGAAUAUUCUGCUUUGUCUCUGAUAAUUUCACCUGCAGUUGUUUGCGUUUUGUUGGGUUUUUCAUUUGUUUUUGUUCUUCUUCCACUUCAACAAUUUGAGAUGGUUUAAA
Melozone crissalis (California towhee) is the source of this 2100-nucleotide messenger RNA. It is a transcript of the gene NRARP, whose product is annotated as NOTCH regulated ankyrin repeat protein. Bases 16 to 369 code for a protein of 117 amino acids. Lineage: Eukaryota; Metazoa; Chordata; Aves; Passeriformes; Passerellidae. Gene Ontology annotation, cellular component: cytoplasm. The record is from RefSeq and is a predicted model, not a curated record. Gene Ontology annotation, molecular function: phosphatase regulator activity; protein binding; enzyme inhibitor activity. The transcript has a single exon.